Messenger RNA from Fonsecaea multimorphosa CBS 102226, 588 nucleotides. RefSeq lists its product as uncharacterized. NCBI's taxonomy places the organism in Eukaryota, Fungi, Ascomycota, Eurotiomycetes, Chaetothyriales, Herpotrichiellaceae. Gene Ontology annotation, biological process: tRNA threonylcarbamoyladenosine modification; telomere maintenance via recombination. The transcript has 3 exons. Gene Ontology annotation, cellular component: EKC/KEOPS complex; nucleus; cytosol. The coding region runs from base 1 to 588 and encodes 195 amino acids. The record is from RefSeq and is a predicted model, not a curated record.
AUGGUUGAAAUUAUCAAGCUGGCUCACAUGCCACCGGAAUUGGCCCUCUAUGUUGCCAUGUACACGGAUGUCCAAAAUGCCCCUUUCCUCAAGGAACAGUUGCUGGCAGGCAACUCCGAUUUCGAAUACGCCUUUGUUGAUGCGAGAAUGAUCGUCUCUGUCAACCAUGUGCUUGCUGCCGCCUUUCGCGCCAUGAACGACUAUCUACAUGAUAGACUAAAGUCACGGAACAUCCACUCGGAGAUUAUUGGCGAAGCCUUCCGCAGGUUCGGAGUCAGCGAAUCGACUAGAGAUUUACUCGUGUUGAAGGUGGCCACAACGCCGGAAGUGAUUCUGGAAAGUGUUGCUGAACAUCUAUCCACGCACAUCCAGGGCCAAGCCAGUGCCUUUGACGACGCAAUCUUUUGCAAGGUCGCGGACGUGGACAGGAUCAGAAAGGUCUAUAAACUCAACUCUGCAACCUCUGGGGGCCGCUCGGGUAAGGCCGUUAAUGGCAUCUCCGGUGCGAGCAGCAGCGCGUCCAUGGAUGAGACGAAAACUCUCGAGGUCCAGAUUCUUGGACUCAUGGCUCUUCGGGGGGCAACGUGA